Molecule: messenger RNA, 1615 nt
Organism: Gryllus bimaculatus (two-spotted cricket)
Lineage: Eukaryota; Metazoa; Arthropoda; Insecta; Orthoptera; Gryllidae
Source: the annotation of a GenBank genome assembly
AUCAGGGGUAUUUGACGUGCUGUUGCAGGCGCCGGCGGCGCGAGGCGGUCCGUGCGCGGGUGGGUGGCCGCCGCCGUGCUGCUCCUCUGCUCGCAGGCGACGCAGGCGGACGGCGGCACAAAUGCCACUGCGCCACUCCCACUCAAGAAGACCGGCUACCUAGUGUGGAGCCCCAGCUGCGAGAUACCAGACGUGGACCCUCAUGACAAGUCCAUCCUGCAGUACCUGAAGCCUGUCGCUCCCAUCGUGUGCAGCAGCCGCAAGCCGCUUACCUUCGUGACGUCGCACAGCCAAGGACACGCGCUGCACAUGAACAUGGCGCUGGUGCCGCAGUACGCGCGUCGAGGCUACAGGCUCACGUGCUGCUACAGCAGCGUCACCCGCUUCAUUUCGCCGUACCACCCCGACUACUACAAAAUCGGCUCAUGCAAGAUCUUUAGAGUCUACGUAAAACUUAAACCUCAAGAAGAAUUUGUUCUAUCCCAGUGUUACAAAAAAGGCUACAAAAUAGAGAGAGUGUAUGUGAAUAUGCAUGGCUUGGUUCCCAUAAAGCCCAGUGUUGCUAAAAAGAGAAGAGAACGGAAGUCCCCCGACGACGAUGACAAGCUCAACGUCCUCUUGGUGGCGUACGAUUCCAUGUCUCGCCUGAAUCUCUUGAGAACAAUGCCCAAAACAGUUGAUUACCUGAAGCGUGCUGGAUACGUGGAUUUGCAAGGUUACAACAAAGUUGGAGAUAACACUUUUCCAAACAUUUUGGCUCUUUUGACUGGCGUGACUAAGUCGGAAAAGGGGCGCUGCUCAACGAAAGGCAUCAAUUUUGAUGAUUGUCCUUUCCUUUGGAAAGAAUUUCAUAACCACAAUUAUGUGUCGGCUUAUGCUGAAGAUGUACCUGAAUAUGGUACAUUUCAGUAUUUAAAGGGAGGUUUUUUUAAACAACCAACAGAUUAUUAUUUCCGACCUUACAUGCUCGCUGCAUCUGAGAGACUUAGGGCUAAAUUUAAGGAUGUUUGGAACGUGUGUUCGGGGCCAAUUUUAACAGCAGAUCAUAUUUUCAAUUAUGCUUUACGAUUUGUGUCAAUUUUCAAAAAUUAUUUUUAUUUUGCACUCUUCAUUUUGAGUUCUUUUAGCCAUAAUGAUUUAAAUGGACCUCGAGCCAUGGACCAGAAAACUGUUGAAUUUUUUCAAAGAUUGGAUGAUUCUGGCGCGUACAACAACACUAUAGUUGUAUUUUUUAGUGACCAUGGAAUGCGUUUCUCAAAGAUACUCGAAACGCAUGUGGGUUGGUUGGAAAAUAGAUUGCCAUUUGUUUAUAUACAUCUUCCAGAUUCGUUUAAAAAUAAAUAUCCCGAAGCUUACCGAAAUCUACAAAUGAAUAGAAAUCGAUUAACCUGCACCUACGACCUGUAUGUCACUUUAAAAGAUGUGUUAGCGAGGGGUAUGAACUCCAUAGCUCCAGGUGGAAAUGUGUCAAUUGCUUGUCCUAAGUGCAAGAGUUUGUUUUCAGGGGAUUUUGGUGAUAGAUCUUGUCGUGAUGCUGGGAUAACUCCUGAUUGGUGUACAUGUUCGAAAAAUUAAUAUAUUUUCAUGUUAUAAUAUUGACAGAAAUGUGUAAAUA